Alternaria rosae is the source of this 1702-nucleotide messenger RNA. Its product is annotated as YjeF domain-containing protein. NCBI's taxonomy places the organism in Eukaryota, Fungi, Ascomycota, Dothideomycetes, Pleosporales, Pleosporaceae. Gene Ontology annotation, biological process: metabolite repair. Gene Ontology annotation, molecular function: ATP-dependent NAD(P)H-hydrate dehydratase activity. The record is from RefSeq and is a predicted model, not a curated record. The transcript has 3 exons. Bases 254 to 1231 code for a protein of 325 amino acids.
ACUGUGAUCACAUUGAUUACUCUUCUCAUGUUUUUGUUCUCCACGCGUAUGUAUCAUGGCCAUUGUGGCGCGCGCAUCGCGUGGAGCAAUGAAUGCCCCGCUAUCAUUAUGACGUACUCUUCGCGCGUUGAGCUCCAUAACAAAACCAUAGCCGUGGAAAGCUCAUCACAGCAAUCAAACAACACUCGAGACUCCUACUUUUUCUCGUACUAAACACCCAAUACAUAAUUCAGCCCCCCGAGCAGAUUUCAAGAUGGCCAGCGCAACUAGGAAAGACCUCCUGAAGAAGGUAUACAACAUGGUACCACCCAUGCUCGAAAGUUUUCACAAGGGUCAAUUGGGUCGUGUAGCUGUCAUUGGUGGUAGUGAAGACUACACUGGUGCGCCUUACUUUUCUGCUAUGGCAUCCGCAAAGCUAGGUUGCGACAUGUCCCAUGUGAUUUGCGAACCCGGCGCCGGUGCGGUUAUCAAGACUUACUCGCCCAAUCUCAUGGUACACCCUUACAUGCGUCAAUCAAAGAACCUCGCCAAGUCCGAAAGCGCGGACAGCGUCACCGCAGAAGUAGUAGCCAUGCUCUCACGUCUCCACGUCAUCGUCAUUGGUCCCGGUCUUGGUCGCGAUGAACUCAUGCAAGACACCUGCGCACAGGUCAUUCAAGAGGCAAGGAAGCAGGGCAUUCCGUUCGUGCUGGACGCAGACGGUCUCUACCUCGCACAGACAAGGCCAGAACUCGUGGACGGCUGCACUGAAUGUAUUCUUACACCCAACGUUGUCGAAUUCGGAAGGCUAGCCAAGGCCAAGGGUGUAGAUGUCAACGAAGGCGAUCCUUCAGAGCUGUGCGCUAAGCUGUCGAAGGCAUUCGGCGGUGUUACCAUCAUCCAGAAGGGUGCCAAGGACUAUAUCUCCAACGGUUCUCACACACUCAUUUCUGAGGGCGAGGGUGGCCUGAAGCGCUCUGGUGGCCAAGGUGACACUCUUACUGGCAGCCUAGCGACCCUGUUGGCGUACAGGAAAGCAUACCACGAUAAGAUCUGGGACAUUGGUACCGAGAUGUCAAGGAGCGAGACUCUUGCUCUUGCGGCGUAUGGUGGAUCAUGCAUCACUAGGGAGUGCUCGAAGCUCGCGUUCAAGGAGAAGGGCAGAUCGCUGCAAGCCAGCGACUUGACUGGCUAUGUUCACACUGCGUUCCUCAACGUCAUUGGUGAGAGGGAAGAGACUCCUAUGUUGUGAGCUGGGGAUGGAUCUUUUCGCGAUAACAAAAGUAAUCGUCUUUGGCAAAGCACAUUUUGUGUCAAAGACUGGCAGGUAAUAUAUAAGGAACUGUAAUAAAUUGUACAACUACAUGUUUUGAACCAAUUUGUACGACUUCUCCUCUUCGUAAUGAGAUUACUUGACGAACCAACAAAGUAUCUGUGUAACAAGUACAUAGGCUGGGGGUGGGCGCGAAUUUGCUGAAUAAUAUCUUUACAGUAAGAAACAGCGUCUAGAUACUGAGGAGUGUAACAAUCAUUAAUGGAUUACGAUAGGAUAUCCUGUCACAAGAUAUUGUCUGCCUCAACUUAGACCAUGUAGUAUCAUUUGUAAUGUAGCCUCUCGUAGACUUCUAACGCAAAAUAGCUUUGCGCAAUCACCCUGUGUCGUGAACACACGCUCAAAGGUAGACGCGCUACAUAAAAAGUAGCUCGAAAACGAUACCUAACA